CUCUGGCAGAAUUUCAAGGCACAUACUGGGCUGACUCUGGGGCCAUGAUGUUGCCUUAUCCUUCAGCACUGGGAGAUGAAGACUGGGAGGAGAUUUUCCUUUCCAAGAAUGGGGAAAAUAGAGAGACCAUGAAGAAAUUGGCUCAAAAUCAUAAAGCAAAAGGCUUGCUUUCUAAUGAUACUGAGUGGCCCCAGGAAAAGGAGGGAAAGGCCCAAAUAGAGGUACCAGUUACAUUCAGGGAUGUGACUGUGAUCUUCACGGAAGCAGAAUGGAAGAGAUGGAGUCCAGAGCAGAGGAAUCUAUACAAAGAAGUGAUGCUGGAGAAUUACAGGAAUCUUCUCUCAUUGGGCAUGGCAGCAAAACACUCUCUGUCCUAAGACAAGGGAGAA
Molecule: messenger RNA, 389 nt
Organism: Cebus imitator (Panamanian white-faced capuchin)
Lineage: Eukaryota; Metazoa; Chordata; Mammalia; Primates; Cebidae
Product: zinc finger protein 343-like
Exons: 1
Coding region: 45-377 (110 amino acids)
Biological process (GO): regulation of DNA-templated transcription
Source: RefSeq, a predicted model, not a curated record